AUGAGAUAAUGGUAAAUUAAAUCGUAAAUAUUAAUGUUACAAAUUGUUGUAAAUUUGUUUGUGGCUAUUUUGGUAACGGGAUAUUUAUUAUUUGUUCAAAAUUUGUUAAUAAAGUAAUAAGAAUAAGAACAAAGGAAAAUGCUUUUAUAAAGAAUUGAAAUUUUAACUUCAGAAGCUUUAGCCUUAUAUUCUAGAAGCGUUGAAUUUGUAAACUAUUAAAGCUAACAAUCUAUAAGAUCAAUAUAAGAGAUUUUUUUAACAAUGUAAAAAAAUAACAUUUACUCCAAGGAAAAUAGUGGAAUUUGUGAAUAUUUUAAGAAAGAAACCAAUUAAUUUUGUUACUUAAUACCUAAUUAAACAAGUUAAUCGAAUAUUAAAGACUAUUAAACAUUAACAAAUUUGUUGGAUUCUUUGAAACAUUAGAUACCAGUUGAAAAACUUUAUUUUGUUUCAAAUUAAGAUGAUUAGUAUUUUUCAAUAUAUCCAACCUUUGUAUUAAAGAAUUAUUUUCCUCAUUCAAGACCUUGGUAUAAGAAUCAUUAACUUCAAUAAAACACUAGUUUGUAUAUUUUAAGUGAUCCAUAUAUAUCAAUGUUUAGUGGAGUUAUGUUUACAGAAACAACUACCCUAAAUGAUUUAUACUUUAAAUAAAAAGGUGUAAUUGGACAUGAUUAUAAUAUGAGUUCUUUCUCAGUUUUUAAUUUUUCAAUUGAUGGAGUUAAAAUAUCAUUAAUAGAUAUGGUUGGACGUUUACUUAUAAGUUCUUAUUAUAAGAAUUUUUCAUUAGAGUUUAAAUUUCUCCAAAAUGAGAGUUUAACAGGAUUGAAUCAAUCCAAUUUUGAUGAAAUUUUAAAGUAUACAUUAUCAAAAAAUUAUUUGACUUAAUGUUUACCUGAACUAAAAUAAACUCUUUGUAUUGAAAAAAAUGAAACAUAUCAUCAAUUAAUUAGGACGAAAAAAUUAAAUAAACAAAUUCUUAUUUUAUAGAUUGAUGAAGAUGUCUAUUAAUAAAGACUUAGUUAACUCAUCAUUUAAAUGGAAUCUAUUGUGUAUUAAUAUUUAAUCUUUCAACUCUAUUUUGGUCUAGGAUCAGUUUUUUCAAUAAUAUUAAUGAAUUAUAUAACAUAAGGUUUUAUAUCUCGACCUUUAGAAAAACUCAAAAUUUUAAUUGAUUAAAAGUAGCAGUAUGGAAAAGUUUCUUAAAUCAUAUUAAAAAAUAGAUAAAUUAGAAAUGUUAGUUGGAUUGAGUAACUAGAAUAAAAGAUUAAUGAAAUUUAUUAAUUUUAAAAUUCUAGGAAAAAAAAUAAUGAAGAGCUUAUAUCAAUUUAAAACAUCUAAUACCCUUUAAAAAUAUGGAAAUAUCCUUAAACAAAUGAGUUAAUUUAGCUUUUGCCUAAUAAAGCCCAAAAUUAUUAGUUUUGGAAUUUAAGUAUGAUAUGUUAAAAUAUACAGAAAAAAAAUAAUAGAUCUUAUUUAUGA
Paramecium sonneborni is the source of this 1479-nucleotide messenger RNA. Lineage: Eukaryota; Ciliophora; Oligohymenophorea; Peniculida; Parameciidae. The record is from the annotation of a GenBank genome assembly.